GUGACUUUUGAUGGUCGGAAGCUGGCGAGCACGGUAACAACCGAAAGGGUUUUAUUGUAAUUAUAUCCUGCCAUGUGGUGAUAUAUUAUGGCGCCUACUUCCUGAUUGUCAAAUUACCACAAUUUUAUAUUGAAUUGAGGUACCACAAGAGACAAGAUGGUGAAGCGCACCGCCGGUGGCACGCGGAACCUGCCGCGUCGGGGUAGUGCACGAUCUAUCGGAUUGGAGUUAAUGAUGGAUUGCCAGAAUGAGGAUUUGUCGCCAGCUCAACUCCAGCACAUGAAGAAGUGUCGCCUUGAGUUUGACAACGCCAUGGCAAUGAUAAAGGCCGCUCAGGCGAAGGCGCGGGCAGGAAAGGCCACUGUUUCAGUUCAAAAAGUUCACAUGAAAAACAUUCCACCACCAAAAGCUGUCGCUGUCCCAGGCAGUCCCCAGAAACAAGGUCAGCGAUCCACAAGUCCUGAUGUGAUUUUUGUGGGUGAGAGCCCGCCCCCUCCGACCCAGAAGACUGUGCCCAAGGCUGCACCCCCGCUCCUGGCUAAACCUCCGGCCAUCACCAACGCCAUACAGACCACCGGGGCCAUACAGACCACCGGGGCCAUACAGAAACCCGGGGCCCCUGUGGUAACCAACAUGCAGCCUGGCACUCAGCAGUACAUCAUCAGGGGCAAUGCUUUAGGAAACACCAUGCAAGGGCCGCUUCGUCUGGUACCUCUUAACUCAGUAAACCAGUACCAACAACGUCCUCCGGUCCCUGUACAGUUCCAGGUACACAAACAGAACGCCAUCGCCCCUCAUGCGCCUCAGAGACCCUCUCAGCCCGGAAUGAUGUCUGCCACUUCAAUGCUCGUCAACAGUGCUAUCAUGGCGAAGCGUCAUCUAGAAAGUACACAGGACAGUGCGGGACCUGCCAGGAAGAAGCUCAAGAAACCUGGAGACGUGCUGGAUAAUAUAGGCAGCUGGGUGCCCCUGGACGAGUAUUACUACGGUAAAAUGGAGGGCGACCCUUCUUACCAGGAGGACAAAGGCGAAUACCGAUUCAAGUGCUGGUACUGCUCUAAGAUGCUGUACAAUAAUAUCAAGGCUAUGAUGCACAUCCAAGGUCACAUUGACAGCGGUAAGCAGCACAACCUUGACCUCAGUGACCUCACCCAGUGUAAACAUUGUUACAAGCAGUUUGAUACUCCGUUUGAGAUGCAGACUCACGUUGAGAAGGUACAUAUGAAUGGAGCGAACGUGUUGUUGUGUAGGAUCUGUGAGCGUGACCACGAAUCGCGUACUGCUCUGACCCACCACAUGCGACAGAACCACCACGCCUGUGAGAUGCCCUAUAUCUGUCACCUGUGUAACUUCCGCUCGUCUAUGUACAGUGAUGUUGUUGAUCACUUCAAAAAGAAACAUGACAGUUCUCCACACAUUCUGUGUCUAUACUGUCUAAAAGUAUUCAAGGUGAAGUUCGUGACCUUGGGCUGGGGACAGACCCAGACGUACUACGGCCAUCUCCUGAAGCACCAGUCGAAGGCCUCCACUAAGAAGUGUACGUUAUGUCGCCUCACCUUCUAUAACGUCCCCGAUGUCAAGGCACACAAGAAAAAGGAUCAUCAAGCCAACCAUAAAGGAGUGUUAGGACCCAACAACAGAUACUCUACGCCGGGCCAGGUGAUGAUUAAGGUACCGGAGUCCGGCCUUCAGCCAAAGCCGCAGAGUGUCAAGUCACUGAACGCCCCAGCGGUCAGUAAGGUGCUGGACUUUGGGGGGACUCGCUUCCCCACAGUGGUCAAUUACCUCACCUGUCUGGAGUGUAAGAUGUCCAUGGGAACACCUGACCACUUCAAGAAGUAUAUCGAGUGUUCUAUGUGUCGGUUUGCCACAAGUUGCAGCAUUGCCUACGCCAACCAUAUGAUGGGUUUCCACUCCUGUCAGGUGUCCAGCCUUAACCUGAACAUCCCCUGGGAGCGCAGAAUGGAAACUCCCAUGUAUUGUCUGUGUGGAUAUGGGUCGAAAUAUGGCAACAAAAUAGCUAACCACCUUGUGUACUGUAUGAAGCGGACAUGUUACCUGUCCAAACCUGACUUACCUAUGUCUGAGGAGGGAUAUGAUGAAGAUACAGACCCGAGGAGAAAACCCGGUGCUUCCAUCUUGGAUGUUCUUGGUCUGGUGAAGAAAAGGACAAUAACAACCAAGGAAGAAUUGACACAUGAAGUGAUCCGACGUCCGUCCUGGGACGAGCCACCAGUUUUGACCAACAUGAAGGCGGAGUCCUCGGAGAGAGUCGACUCUGCCCCCUCACAGAAAACAGAAACAGAGGACAUUCCUCCAGAGUUGACAGGAAUGCAAAAGUGGACUACGGUGAAAAUAAAGGACUCGGCAAUACCAUCAAAGACUUCUGUAUUCCUAGGGGCCGAAGAUAUGAAGAUGAGUGAAGACGAAGACGAUGCAGAUAUGGACGUGUCUUUGUCGGACGAGUUAAAGGCGACGUUACAAAAUAUUGUGGAUGACAACAUUGACGAAUCCAAACCAGAGACAAAAGACUCGGAGACAUUAGAUUCAGAAAGUGCUACAGUUACAAACAGUUCUGAUCAAAAGUCAGGUGAAAGUGAACUUGAUGAAUCUGGUGACAAAGUUGUUCAAAAAUCAUCUGUAUCAGAUGUGACGAUAUCGUCACCAAGUGUGACAGGUGAGCCUGAAAAAUCACCUGAAACUUUGUUAGAGGAUACCUCAGAAAGGUCAGAGGUCAGAAAUAGUAGUGAGGAACGAGAACAGUUAAAUGAUACACCUGAAAUUGGAGGGGAUGGGUCGAAACUGAAUGAGGAUUUUGACAGUGCUAUUGUGACAAAGGAAAAAUUAAAAGAUGAUGAUGUUGAUCAUUUAGAUGACAAGGAAAUUGAUGAUCUAUUGAAGGAUGAAAACGAAGAUAAAGUCUCAUCAAAGGAUGAUAUGGAAGCAGUGUUAGAUUCUAAAGUUUCUGAGGAUGAGGAAAAGGACUUGUUAGAGGAUUCGGAGUCACAAGAAAGUGUGGAAGGGAAGGGAGACAACUCCCAUAACAAUGGAGAUAAUACAGAUAUAGAACGGAAAGACGAUGUAGCCAUUUCCUCAAAUGGGGAGGAGGAAAUGAGUGCAGCCUCCGAGGGAUCUCAUAAUCAGGAUGAAACAAGUCGGGGAUAUACAGAAAAUAGUAAUUCAAAAAUAGAGAAAAUUAAUUCACCUGAAGGUAGCAUUGACACGAUGGAAGAUACUACAGAAUCAAAGAUAGAGAAAACAGAUUCACCGGAAGCUAACAUGGGCACGAUUGGAGAUACAACAGAAUCAAAGAGAGAGAAAACAGAUUCACCGGAAGCUAACAUGGGCACGAUUGGAGAUACAACUGAAUCUGAAGUAUGUGAAAAGAAUUCUCCAGAAAAUGUUGAAGGCACCUCUAAUGCCAUUGAAGGAGAAAAUAUUUCAGAAGAUACAAACACAGAAACGCAGUCUUCGUCUAAAGAGUGUCAGUCGUCAGAUGGCAAUGUUGACGCAGAAGUGGCCACUCCAGAACAGAUGGAGACAAAUACCUGCCCUGAUGGAACUGAAAACAUUGAUUCAUCUGAAGAAAAAUUGGAAGAAAAAUCUGCUUCCAUAAAUGAAAGUGAAGACAUUAACAAGGCAAAGGAUUCAUCUUCUGAAGAGAAGGGAGACAACUCAAAGGACAAGGGAGAUAACUCAACUACUCCAAGGAAGGAAGACAAUUCACAGGAAAGGGGAAGCCACACAUCUCCAGAAGGAAAAGGAAACAACUCAAGAAGCAAGGGAGAUAAUUCAAACUCAGAUGGAAAAGGAGAUAACUCCAGACGAGAGGACAGAAAGAGCAGUGGGGAUAGCUACAGACAGCAUUCAAGAGACAGGGAUCACUAUGACGACAAGGACAGAUCAAGAAAUCAAGGUUCCAGAUAUGAUGAUAGGUCAUCAAAAUCUGAUUACCGUGACAACAGAUCACAGGGCAACUACAGGUCACACGGGGAUCACCAUGGUGACAGGUCACAUGACUCCGGUAGAGACUGGGACAGAAACCAUGGAAGAUCCAACAAGGAUGACGGAAAUCGGAGACAUUCAGACAAUAGAAAUUACCAUGGCAAUCAAGAUCACCAUAACUACCAAGGUCACCGUGACAAUCGUAAUUACCAUGGAAACAGUCAGUAUUCUCGAGACGGCAGAGAUGAUAGAAGACAGGGGAACUACCAUGAUAGUUAUCAGUCUAACAGAAACCAUGGCAACUUCAGAGGUGGUCGUGGUGGCUAUGGAAACCGAGGAGGUUACCAGGGAAACUAUCGGUGAUGUGAUCUCCAGUGGAUUUUAUGAUGAAACCACUAGCCAAAUUAACCAAACGAAGCAUCUGUCUGAUUUUGUACGAUGAAGGUGAUUGUUGUACACAGUGUCAUGCCAUUUGAGAAAAUCUUUCAUAGCUCAAGUUUUUCAUACUGGUUACCACGGGAACUAUAAGUCAACAACCUGGGAGAACCGAUUGGUUUCAGAAGGACUAUAGAUGACUCCUAUAUCUAGGUAUGCAAGAUACCUCAGGCAACCAUAAAAAUGUGAGCCCAAGCUUCUUCAGGAAACAGCAUGGUGCAGGCAGAGAGUGUCAUUUGUGACGGUGCAGGCAGAGAGUCUUUGGUGAUGGUGCAGGCAGAGAGUGUCAUUUGUGACGGUGCAGGCAGAGAGAGUCAUUGGUCACGGUGCAGGCAGAGAGUGUCAUUGGUCACGGUGCAGGCAGAGAGUGUCAUUGGUCACGGUGCAGGCAGAGAGUGUCAUUGGUGACAAUGUAGUUCUGAGACAUGUGAAAUUAUGUGACAACUUGAUGAACUGGUUACAAGAGAAUUUAUAAAAUAAAUAAUACAUGAAAGAGAAUAAUAAUAUAAUUCACCAGGACAGGACACUCUGAGGUUUAUAUAUUACCGAGGUAACUCUUGGUGUUGUGAUAGAUCUGAGGGUUGGAAGGCUCUGAGGUUUAUAUAUUACUAUAUUACAGAGUAACUCUUCGUGUUGUGAUAGACCUCAGGGUUGGGGGGGGGGGGGGGGGGGGGCUUCACUAAACACACCAUCAUGACAGUUGUAUAUAUACUUUAUAAAAAACAUGUACUGAAAGGAAGUUUCUUUAUUGGAAAUUAUUUGUGAUCUCAUGACAUUUUAAUAUCCACUGGAUGAGCGCAUCUGUCACUAUAUAUAAAUAUACAGAUGAUGAGCAUGAACAGUAAAAGUGACACAAUAUGAUCAACCGGAGAAAGACGGGGAAAUUCUUACUGUAAAGGAACAAACAACAUACUUUAAAAAAGGAAAGGAGAGAAAUUUCUCACUUUUUGUGAUGUGUUUAAAUGAACACCUGUGUGUUUUUUAAUGUAUCACAGUAAAAUUUGGCUGUGUACUAAGUUUCCUGGUUUGUAUAGUUGAAGUGAAACCAAAAAAAAACUUCCAAACAGACCAGCAGACCACGAGAGGUUUUAACCACCGAAGGAAGCCUAAAUACUUCUGUUAGAGAGUACUGUGCUUGUUUGUAACUCUUGACAACUAAAAUUACACUGGUUGUCAUUAACCCUUUCACCACUGUAGACCAUGAUGGACUUGUCUAGGUCUAUGCCUGGUUGAGUCUACUAAAGGUAUAUAGGGGUGAAAGGGUUAAUUAGCCAGAUCAUUGAUUGUGAUGAUAUUUACUAUAGUAAUUAACGAUGGUGUAUAACAAACCACGAUUUACAUAAUCGUACAAUUGUAUUAUGUAAUGAAAGUCAAAUUUUUAUUAUGUAUAAAUAAAUCUUCUCUCAGUGA
This is a messenger RNA of Mizuhopecten yessoensis (Yesso scallop), 5790 nucleotides long. RefSeq lists its product as uncharacterized. Gene Ontology annotation, biological process: regulation of transcription by RNA polymerase II. The record is from RefSeq and is a predicted model, not a curated record. Gene Ontology annotation, molecular function: chromatin insulator sequence binding. Bases 157 to 4308 code for a protein of 1383 amino acids. Gene Ontology annotation, cellular component: chromosome. The transcript is spliced from 19 exons. NCBI's taxonomy places the organism in Eukaryota, Metazoa, Mollusca, Bivalvia, Pectinida, Pectinidae.